AUGCAAUCAAAUUACGCAGAUUUAUUUUUUUCACAUUUCUAACUUAUAGCUAAUUAAUCUCAACAAGGCAGAAAAAUUAUAGAAGAAAUUAUAGAUAGUUUUGAAGAAAGAGUGAAUAUUGAAGAAAAAUAUGCAAAAUCAUUAGAAAAAUUAGUGAAUAAUCUCUCAAAAAUUGAAGAUAAACAAUAGUAUAAUAUUAUAAGUAAUUAUUAGAAUGUUUAAAAUACCAAUAUAUUGUUUAAAAUGUCUAAGUACAAGUAGAUAACGUUAAGCAGAAGGAUUAUGUUAAUCAUUAAAAGAAGAUCUUAUUGUUCAAUUAAAAUAAUUGAUCUAAUAAUAAAAUACUUCAUCAAAAAAAUUGAUAGAUGAAGCUAAGAAAAUAGAAAAAGAGCAUCUAUUUCUUAAUUCUGAAUACAAAAGAGUAUAAUUAUAUAUAUAUUAAAAAUUAGUAUUUUUCAGAUUACAGACAAAAAAAGAGAGAAUAUGAAUAAAAUGCUACUGUAAUGGUUGUCUAUAAUCUUCUAUCAGAAUAUCCAGAUAAAAAAAGACUUAGCUAAAAUUAAAAAGUCUCUUAGGUAACCAAAGAAUCAUAAGAAAUGGAAUAAAGAUAUAAAUAAUCAGUUGCAGAUUAUAAUACAAAUUGUGAUACAGCAAAAGCUAGAAUUCAAUCAAUUCUAACUCAAAUGUAAGAAUAGGAAGAAAAAAGAAUUACAGUUUUCAAAGACACUCUUAUUAGAUAAAUUGUAUAUAUAAAAUAAUUAUAAAAUUAUAAUAGAUUUUUGAAGUCUCUCAUUCUAAAAAUGUUUAAUAUGAUUUAGAUAAAAUUAAUGAAAAAACAGAUGAGAUACAUCCAGAAGAAGAAGUUUAAAAAUUUGCCUAAUCUUAAAAAUUGGAUAAUCCUCCUCUUUUUGAAAAAACAGAAUUGAUAUAAUUGAAUUCUUUUAUUAGCAAUAGUUUAUAAAGAUUCUUUUCUAAAGAAUUUGAUGAAAUAUUAUAAUUGAAUAAUGAUUAAAAAGUUAAAUAAAUCAUUUCAUUAGUUGAAUAAGGUGGAAAUGUUUAAUAAGAAGAUUAAAAAUAAGAGAAUGCCUAUUAUGCUGCUUAAAUUGUAUAUGACUGUUGGAAAGAAGAAAAAGUUGAGAUUGAAAUAUUCAAUUAAUUUAAAAAAAAGAUUUAAGAUGAUUAUUAAUUAAGAAAAUUAGUCAUUAUUGCUUUAUAAAAUAAAAGAUCAACUUCAAAAUUUAGACUUGGACCUAUUGCAUUUUAAAAUGCUGUUAAUUUAUUUAAUUCAGUAUUAGAAAUAGUAUUCUAUAUUUUAUUUAUUUUAGUGUCUUGAUACAUUUGAUGCUGGAACAGCAAGAUAAUUAAUGAAUUUAUCAUUCACAUUUCAUAUGGAAAAUAUUGAAAAUGGUAAAUCAUAAUGUUAUUUUAUUUAAAAUGAUUUUUCUAAACUUUAAAUAUGGGAAAAUAGAGAUUUGUGGGAAACUAGUAUUAUUUAAUAAAUUUAUGAAUAAAUUAAAGAAUAAUAAUAAAGAUAAAAAUCUUUGACGUAUUUUUAAUUAUCUAUUAUUAGUAUAUUUGAUUAGAUUUAAACAGAAAAGAAUAUGAUCUUAACUAUCCUUACACAAAUGGCAUAAAAUAUGCUUCUUUUUAAUUUUAAAUUUGGAGCAAUUAAAGAUAUUAUGUAUAAAUUUAUGGCCUUUUUUGAAUUGAAUGAAGAAAUAUCUUCUGAUUUAUUUGUAAAAAUAACAUAUAUUCUUAAUGAUAGAAUGCAAUUGAAGGAUUUGAAAAAUAGAAAUAAUUGAAGGAUUAAUAAGAGAAAUAGACUUAAAUAUAAUAAUUAGAGUAAAAUUAGAUAACAGAUUAAGAAUAGUAGUAACCACCAUAAUAAUAAUAAUAAUAAUAAUAAAAUAUGAUGGGGAAAAUCAGUUCAUUUUUCUCACAAUUAAAUAAGGAUUGA
This is a messenger RNA of Paramecium pentaurelia, 1957 nucleotides long. The record is from the annotation of a GenBank genome assembly. NCBI's taxonomy places the organism in Eukaryota, Ciliophora, Oligohymenophorea, Peniculida, Parameciidae.